UCAUCAUCUCACGUGGAUAAAUCUCACGGAUAAUCGCACCUACUCUGAAAAAUACCCUUCAUUUUUCUUUCCUUUUCUUUUUAACUUUUUUUUCAUAGGUAUUCACCCCUCCCAGUUUUCCCAAGAAAAUCAACAAAAUAUCCACACGCAACUCUUUUUAAUCGAUAUUUAAAUGCAUUUUUUUUAACUGAAAAACCAUAAAGAAAGAGGAGAGAUUAAAGUAAGAAUUGGACUAAUAAAUCAUGGAGAACAGAGCUGUAGAGAACGGAGUUUGUUCAACAGAAUCAGUGAAUGUAAGCUGUGAUGUUUGGAGUUGUAAAAAUUCUGAUUCUUCUUCUGCUGAUCAUCUUGUCAUUAUGGUCCACGGUAUCCUUGGAAGUAACACUGAUUGGAAGUUUGGAGCAGAGCAGUUUGUUAGAACUUUACCUGAUAAAGUAUUUGUUCAUUGUAGUGAAAAAAAUAUGUUUAGGCUGACACUUGAUGGUGUUGAUGUGAUGGGCGACCGUUUGGCCGAGGAGGUACUUGAAGUGAUUCAAAGAAAGCCAAAUUUGCAGAAGAUUUCAUUUGUUGCACAUUCUGUGGGAGGAUUAGUGGCAAGAUAUGCAAUUGGGAGAUUGUAUAGACCACCCAAGAAAGAAAACGUAGAAGAUUCAACUGAUGGUACAAGCAUAGACGACUUAAAGGCUACAAUUGGUGGCUUGGAGCCUAUGAACUUUAUCACUGUUGCUACACCACACCUUGGUUCCAGGGGAAAUAAGCAGGUUCCAUUUCUUUUUGGUGUAACUGCCUUUGAGCAAGCAGCCAACCUCUUGAUUCAUUGGAUAUUUAAGAGAACAGGUCGGCACCUUUUUUUGAAUGAUGAUGAUGAGGGCAAACCUCCAUUGCUUAAACGCAUGAUAGAAGAUUAUGGUGAUUGUUUUUUCAUGUCAGCAUUGCGUAUAUUCAAACGUCGGGUAGCAUAUUCAAAUGUUUGCUAUGAUCAUAUUGUGGGCUGGAGAACAUCGUCCAUUAGGCGUAGUAUUGAAUUGCCGAAGUGGGAGGAUUAUAUUAACAAGGAAUAUCCACAUAUUGUAUACGAAGAAUGCUGCAAGGCCUGCGACACUGAGCAGUCUGAGCUUGUUUCAACAGAUGAUGAUAGUUUCGACAAGUUAGAAGAGGAACUAGUGACAGGUCUAUCCCGUGUGUCAUGGGAAAAAGUAGACGCUAGCUUCCACACCUGCAGACAGAGGUUUGCUGCUCAUAGUGUCAUUCAGGUUAAGGAUCAGAGCAUGCAUAUAGAAGGCGCGGAUGUCGUACAACAUCUGAUCGAUCAUUUUCUUCUGUGAAGCCAGUGGCUACUUAGACAUAACACAUUACAGCUGGAUGCGAGGUCCAAUAUGGUUGAAGAAUGUCAACUAUCAUGGUGAUGGUGAAUUCAGCAAAAACUAUGAGCAAUUUAAUAUAAAUUUUGUUUAUUCAUUCAUGUAUUGUAUGUAUUGCACACGUUCUUUAUAAUUAUGAAUAAAUGAAUGCUAUAAAUAUAGGCCUA
Messenger RNA from Populus nigra (black poplar), 1528 nucleotides. Its product is annotated as lipid droplet phospholipase 1. The transcript has 11 exons. NCBI's taxonomy places the organism in Eukaryota, Viridiplantae, Streptophyta, Magnoliopsida, Malpighiales, Salicaceae. The coding region runs from base 243 to 1325 and encodes 360 amino acids. The record is from RefSeq and is a predicted model, not a curated record.